AUGCCUCUUCCUCAAAUGUCGGGCUAUCAACAUCCUUCCAACGCAUCCUCUUUUCCCUCCCCGCAACAAUUUUCGCAACCUUCGACAGCACUUGGAUCUCCGUACCAACGGCAAGCAAGCUACGAUGCAUCCUACGCCUCUCCCAAUGUACAAUCCACCGCCGCAUAUCAUUCCCUCGGUUCUCCGAAUCAGCAUGCGACCCAAUCUAUGCAGACGCCGAUGAUGGGCCCGCCUAUACGUUGGGGUUUUGAUGCAUCCUCAUCUGCCCAGUCUUUCUCCGGCUCACAGCGGGGAAACCAACGAGCACCACGACAGUUUAACGCUUAUGGAAACCAACCGUCUUUUGGUGAGGCCCCGACCAAGCAUGGUGCCAAGCGUGAUCGUGCUUCGGCCUUUGGGGGCAAGCCGCAACCAGUGGCACCACGAGUCCCUGCACCGCCCGCGGUCCCAAGCUUCGGUAAUCCCCUGCCCGUGAAACCACCUCCGGCAGCCGAUAAUGCACCGAAACCGAAAAAGAAGAAGAGAAAACACAACCAAUUGGGCCUUACACCUAAAACGGAAGAACACGAAUCGAGUGAGGAAGAAGAUGACGUGGAUGAAGAGUCCAGGCUAGCACCGGCUGGUGCCGGUGCUGCAGCGCCGUUGCGAUUUACAUACAGGGGACGGACGACUACCCUUCAGUCACCCGAGGAUAUCGCAGCCUGGAUUGAGGAGCGAAAGAAACGGUAUCCGACCAGAGCAAGGAUUGAAGAAAAGAAGAAGGCUUUGGAAGAGGCGAGAAAAGCUCGCGAAGAAGCUCUACGCCAGAAACAGGCCGAGAGGCAGGAGCAAAGACGACUACAAAAGGAUGCAGCUAAACCUAGUGAUCGACCCAGCAAUCUCACGGAUCCCGACGAUAAGGUUGCGAAAGCCAAGCGCAAGGCGGAGAAACUUCAACUCAGGCUCAUGAAAGAGCAGAAACGCGUAGCCAAGGCCGAAGCGGAGGCUGAGCGGGCUCGGCUUAGGGUGGAAGAACUUCAGAAGGGCACGAUGGACGUGGGCAAAGAGUCUACCAUCCAAGAGGUCAAGUCUGAAAAUGUCAUCGAAACGAAGACGGACGCAGCACUUUGUCAGCAACUGCAGCAAUCUGCUGCUCGAACUGAGCAGCCAGAUACCUCAAUUGAUCCUGAUCAAGGUUUAGCGUUGGCAGAUGGUGUUGCUGUACCUAUUGCUGUUGAGACGAAACCAGAACCUGGCGAUCUGGUAGACUUUCAGGAGAAGAAUUCUGCCAUGUCACCUUCUGAUACGUCGGAUAGCAGUGACUGGACGUCAUCCAGCGGUUCCGAUGAUUCGGAUUCGGAUUCGGACGAAAGUGACAAUGAUUCUGCUCCUGAGGAGAUUUCUUCUCGGCGAGAAGGUCCCGAGCGAGUACCACCACCGCCCCGAGCGAACAAAAAGAACCCGUGUCACCAGUUCGCUCGGUAUGGGCGAUGUUCGCGAGGAGACAAUUGUCAGUACUCGCAUGAGACGUCGGGGCGUGGUCCUAAACAAAAACCCAUCGAGAAGAAGGGACGGAAGGGGCUUUUCCAGGCCCUUGUCGAGCGCCAAAAGGAUGAGGAGGAUCGACGAACCAUGGAUGUGAUUAUGUGGCUGGGGGAGAAUGGUUUCCUCAAUGCUCCCGAAGCCACGGAGGCAAUUCAAAAUCCCACUCCCGUUGAGACCGGCACUGAGAACUAA
Messenger RNA from Aspergillus clavatus NRRL 1, 1716 nucleotides. RefSeq names its product CCCH zinc finger protein. The record is from RefSeq and is a predicted model, not a curated record. The transcript is spliced from 2 exons. Lineage: Eukaryota; Fungi; Ascomycota; Eurotiomycetes; Eurotiales; Aspergillaceae. Gene Ontology annotation, biological process: box C/D snoRNP assembly. The coding region runs from base 1 to 1716 and encodes 571 amino acids. Gene Ontology annotation, molecular function: metal ion binding; RNA binding. Gene Ontology annotation, cellular component: nucleus.